Molecule: messenger RNA, 1080 nt
Organism: Fusarium coffeatum
Lineage: Eukaryota; Fungi; Ascomycota; Sordariomycetes; Hypocreales; Nectriaceae
Exons: 7
Coding region: 1-1080 (359 amino acids)
Molecular function (GO): oxidoreductase activity; zinc ion binding
Source: RefSeq, a predicted model, not a curated record
AUGGCUACAACAACCUUGUCUCUGCCGUCAACCAUGCAGGCCGUCGUGUUUGACGGCCUGUAUAAGAUCUCGGUUCAGGAUCGACCCGUGCCUCAAAUCCGUGAUGACAGGGACAUUGUUAUUAAAGUGCAUGCUGCAGGCUUGUGCGGAUCCGAGCUUCACAUCUAUCGCGGCCACCAACCAUCAGGCGCGGGCUUCAUCAUGGGCCACGAGUUCACUGGAACAGUUGUGCAGGUUGGCUCAGCUGUGAAAACCAUCAACGUCGGUGACAAGGUCGUUGCCCCGUUCACAGCUUCAUGCGGCGAUUGCUUUUUUUGUAACAAUGGCUGCUCCGCCCGCUGUGUUGAGAGCCAACUAUUUGGCUGUGAAACUCUUGAUGGAGGACAAGCCGAGUACGUCCGAAUCCCUAUGGCUGAUGGGACCGCUGUCAAGGCCCCCAAAACAAUAUCGGAUGAGGCUCUCCUACUCAUGGCGGAUAUAUUUCCCACGGGAUUUUACGGUGUCAAGAGCGCCAAAGAACUUGUCCCUUCGCAAAACAUCCAGGAAGCUACGUUGGUCGUCAUAGGCUGCGGUCCUGUUGGACUCUGUGCUAUCUUGGCAGCCACUCACUACAAGCCUCGCCACCUCUUCGCCAUCGACAGUGUUGACAGCCGCCUGGAGCAGGCUCGCAAGCUCGGCGCAGAGCCUCUCAACUUCGAGGCUGACAGAGCAGGACUCGAGGCCAGAAUAAAAGAGGUAACAGAAGGACGAGGCGCUGACAUGGUAGUCGAAGUUGUCGGGCAGGCACCCGCUUUGAGAACGGCGUUUGACAUUGUGCGGCCAUUCGGUGCCAUAAGCAGCAUCGGUGUUCAUAAUAAGGAGAUUCCAUGGACAGGUGAUGACGCAUAUACGAAGAACAUUCGAGUGCAGAUGGGUCGCUGCCCAGUGCGCAGCGUUUUCAACGAAGCUCUUAAUUUGCUGGAGCAGAAGCAAGAUCAAAUUGGCUUCUUAUUUGACCACAAGUUACCGCUUGCACAAGCUCCUGAAGGAUAUGCGCUCUUCGAGCAGCGCAAAACACAAAAGGUGAUUUUCAUGCUAUAG